UGAAGAGUGCAUUUGAGCUCCCAGUGUUCUUCCACUGAGUGUUUCACUGAAAAAACUCAGCCAGAAUCUCAAGUUAGGGCUGGGCGGGACAUCAGUGUGGGACACAGAUGCAGAACAAGAGGUUAGACUUGUCUUAAAGAUCCUUGUUUGUGGCAACCGUGGGUGAGAACAGAUAAGCUGGAAGAGUCAGACAGGAGGGGGACAUCAUGGGACUCUGAGAUGUGAUGCGGGAGAUAAAGGCCUGGGCCCUGAUUUGCAAGUGGCCCUAAUACAGGAAGGUCCAAGGACAAUGGAGAACUCGACCACCCCUGGUCAGGAUCCAAUUCGAAGCAGCGACACUGAGAGCGCUUCCUAGCAUGAGGGCAUGACUUCGAUUUCUCGGGAUAUUGGCCUCUUGACUCUGCGACAGUCAUUCUCUCCAAGACCUCCCAGAGUGUGCCCAGACAGCAAAGGCAGCACACCAUGGCCCAGCUUCUCCCAACCUUCUCCUGGAAGCUGGAUUUAGACUAUGAGGCCAACACCCUCGGACAUGGAGAAAUGAAUGACACGGCAAGUGAAUGGUUGGAGUACAAGCUAGUGGUCUUCCCCCUCAUGAUGUUGGUGACCCUCUGUGGGUUGGUGGGCAAUGGUGUGGUCUUCUGGCUUCUCUGCUUCCAUGUCCGAAGCUGCCCCUAUGCAACCUACAUCCUUAACCUGGCCGUUGCUGACAUCAUCAACCUCUCCUGCAUCGCUGUGAUCCUGUUGGAGGAAGUCCUCCUGCUGUACCACGAGGUGACAUUACAUGUGGCCAUAUUCCUGGAGCCUGUCUCCUAUUUCUCUGACACAGUGGGUCUCUGUCUCCUGACAGCCAUAAGUGCUGAGAGCUCUCUUUGUAUCCUCUUCCCCAACUGCUGCUGCCACCGCCCAAAGCACACCUCUGCUGUGGUGAGUGUGCUGAGCUGGGGCCUGGCCCUUUCCCUGCACAUGGUAAAUGAGAUCUGUGACUACUGGGAGAAUGGCUUGGCCUGUGAUUCAUUUCAUGAGGGCUUUGUAAUAUUCCACACACUCAUUUUCUUGUUAAUGUGCAUGUCCAGCCUGGCCCUGACCAUCCAUAGCCUGCGUUGCUUCCAGCGGUGUUCACUAGCCAGGAUCUACCAUGUUGUCCGUAUCAUGAUCAUCACCUUCCUCCUUUGGGGCCUGCCCUUAGUUGUUAUCAUGUUCCUGCCUGAACAAGAGUAUCUGACCCUGACCUUUGACCUCCUAUUGCUCCUGUCCAGCAUGGUCAGCACAGCUCACCCAGUAGUCUACAUCUUGACCGGAUGCUUCCGGAGGAAGAGGCGCAAAGAGUCCCUGAAGAUUAUUCUCCAGAGGGCCUUGAUGAGUGAUAUGGAGACAUGAGGGGAAGGAGUCUCAGAUAUGCAAUCCGGGGAGACUCCAGACUUAGAUCUGGGAACAACCAAAGUCCUUCUUGAUGGCUUGGUGCCUCUGCAAAAUGUAAUGGAUUACCUAUGGCACAAGGCUGUGAAAUCCCAAAAAGACGACGGCAGAAGAACAUGUUAAAUCCUCCAAAGUGCAGAUUCAAUGUGCUCUCUUGAUAACAUAUCACUCGAGUGCUUUCAGAGUAACCAAAUUGCUAUCCAAAUUGGAGAGAACAUUGCUUUGUCUCUCUUGAUAACCUAUCCUUCUCAAAUCCCACAGAAGACCUCCUAGAAAGGCAGCAGGGAGCAGGGUGAACUUCCCUUGGAUUUGCAGAUCUGAUAUUCCUGAGCGUAACAAGUGUCCUUGUUAUGGUUACUUUUGUAAAUCUGACUGGUUGAGGGAUGACUGGAUGAUGGGUGAAGCAUUGAUCCUGGGUAUGCCUGAGAGGGUGCUGCCACAUAAAAUUGAUGUGUGAAUCAGUAGCCUGAGAGAGGAAGACCCAGCUUCAAAGAGGUGGCACCAUCCAAUAAGCUGAGGGUGCAGGAGGGACAAACAGAAAAAGUAGGGAUUCUGUUUCAUCUCUGUGGACCCAUUCUUGCAGGGCAUGUUGUAUAUUCCACUCCUCCUGCCUGCAUAUCUGCCUGUUCUGUCCCUGCUCUGUGACCUGGCCCUUGGCUACAUUCAGUUCACACUGGCACAUAAUCAGAUAUGUGGAUGUACCACUGGUUAUCUAUUGGUCCCAGCAAAUUUCUAUCAAAUAUGAUCCUUUGCCAUUGCUCUGCAGAAAUCAUGUUUGAACUAAAGUGGGUUGUUCUUGGGCCCCACUGUUCUGUUCCACUGGAUGUUUUACCUACUCUCUAACAACACCAUACUUAGUGUAGUUACUACAUCUUUAUUAUAUAUGUUAUGCCUAGGAAACUGAGUCCUACAAGCAGCCAGAAAAAGAAGACACACAUACACAGAGGCUCAAAGAUGAGGAUGCGGUCAAUUGCUUGUUGGAAAGAUCCAAGUUGUAAGACAGUAGAGAAAAUUCCUUAAGGUAUUUUAAAAAAUUGUCAACCAGAGUCCUUUAUACAGUGAAAAUAUUUUCCAGUAAGAAGGCAAAAGGAAAGAGCUGUUCAGAUAUACAGAAGAUGAAAGAAAUUAUCACUGAGAGAUGCCAUACAACGCAUGUUGAAGGAUAUCCUUUAAGCAGAAUAAUGACACCAUGGAGACUCUUCGCCCUGUUGCACCCUGCAGUAUGAUGUAGAUACACAGGUGAUGCAAGCUGACAUCCUCACCUGUUCCUCAGCUCAGGGGAAAGUAUCGACCUGUCACCAUUUAGUAUACUACCCAUUAAACAUUAAUGAUAGACUUUUCUUUUUAUCAGCUAGAGGACAUUCAAUUCUCACUCCUAAUUUGCUAGAUUUUUUUGGUUGUUGUUAAGAGAGAUUUUUGAUAUAGGGCAUGUGUGCUUG
Molecule: messenger RNA, 2855 nt
Organism: Tupaia belangeri chinensis (Chinese tree shrew)
Lineage: Eukaryota; Metazoa; Chordata; Mammalia; Scandentia; Tupaiidae
Gene: MAS1L
Product: MAS1 proto-oncogene like, G protein-coupled receptor
Exons: 2
Coding region: 463-1377 (304 amino acids)
Biological process (GO): G protein-coupled receptor signaling pathway
Cellular component (GO): plasma membrane
Molecular function (GO): G protein-coupled receptor activity
Source: RefSeq, a predicted model, not a curated record